This is a messenger RNA of Oncorhynchus keta (chum salmon), 3135 nucleotides long. RefSeq names its product follistatin-related protein 1-like. The record is from RefSeq and is a predicted model, not a curated record. Gene Ontology annotation, biological process: regulation of BMP signaling pathway; multicellular organism development; cell differentiation. The transcript has 11 exons. Lineage: Eukaryota; Metazoa; Chordata; Actinopteri; Salmoniformes; Salmonidae. The coding region runs from base 246 to 1184 and encodes 312 amino acids. Gene Ontology annotation, molecular function: protein binding; calcium ion binding.
ACAUUAAACGUUGAAUCAACUCUCUCCACGUCGUUUGUCCAUCCUUGAGCACUUCACUUCUUGCUGCAGUUUCUCCGUCCCGAUUCGAGUGCAUCGAGCUCUAUUGGCCAAGUCACAGAAGGGGGAGACAGACGGGGAAAUUCCUCCGUGGUGCUCAGAUUUCGCCAAUCUAAUUUUCCUCUCCUCCUUUGUCUCAGUCGGAACACUGCCGUCUCCCCUUUGCCUUUGGGUCAUCACCCGCUAACAUGAUGUUUCGAAGUGUCCUUUUGUGUCUACUAGUCGCAGUCGUUUGCUGUCAUGCCGAGGAGGGGAAGAGCAAGUCCAGGGUGUGUGCCAAUGUAUUCUGUGGGGCUGGCAGGGAGUGUGCUGUGACAGAGAAAGGGGAACCUUCCUGCCUGUGCAUCGAGCAAUGUAAACCUCACAAGCGCUCUGUGUGUGGCAGUAAUGGUAAGACGUACCGCAACCACUGUGAGCUCCACCGCGACGCCUGCCUGACCGGCCUAAAGAUCCAGGUGUACCACGACGGUCACUGUGAAGAGAAAAAUACAGACGAAGCUGUUGCUGCUAGCCCAAUCGUGUGCUACCUGGCCAACAGGAACGAGUUGCGCAGCCGGGUCAUCCAGUGGCUGCAGAAUGAGGUGGUCCCUGACGGCUGGUUCGCCAAGGGCUCCAACUUCUCCAACAUCCUGCUCAAGUACUUUAAGGACAAUGACAAUGGAGACUCCCAGCUGGAUUCCACUGAGUUCCUUAAGUUCCUCCAGCACAACGAAACAGCCAUCAACAUUACGUCACAUGCUGACGAGGAGAACAACCGCCUGCUCAGGAGCCUGUGUGUGGAUGCCCUCAUCGAGCUCUCAGACGAGAACACGGACUGGAAGUUGAGCUUCGAUGAGUUCCUAAACUGCUUCAAGCCUGGCUUCAACCCACCAGAGAGAAAGUGUGCCCUGGAGGAUGAGACCUAUGAGGACGGGGCAGAGACUCAGGUGGAGUGUAACCGCUGUGUCUGUGCCUGUGGGAACUGGGUCUGCACAGCUGUGACCUGUGAAGAUAAGGUGCCUGCUGUGGAGAAGACUGAAGGUGCUGACCAGGAGAUGACAGAGGAGGAGUGGACACGGCGAGUGGCUGAGCUCAAUAAACAUCAGGAAACUGUGGAGAAGAUGAAAGUGAGCACUAAGGACAUUUGAGAGAGAGAGAGAGAGAGACCUUUUUCAGUCCCACCAUCAACAAUCACUAUCUGGCUGAAGCUUUGGAGCUUGUACUGUUGCUAAAGGAAUGAUUGUUUUUAGAUUUAAAAUGUUAAUUAUUAUGAUUUUUUAAAAACUGUACCAAUGUCUAUUGUAAUAUUAUUGUGUAUAGGGGAGACUAGUUUAAUUGUGUGUACCGUACCGUCAAACACAGUCCUGUUAUCCUAUUUGAGUAACACUCCGAAGACUUGGUAAGAAUCCAUGUCACCUAGUGGUGGGGUAAUAUUUGUAUUCAUUUGAGUUCAUUUGUUGUUUUUGUUUUCUGUCAGUCAAAUGAGGUCAUCUAUAGAAAAGAGAAGAGUGUGUGAAUUGGACAUAAUAAGGAAAGCACAAGUUGUAAGAACUACUGUUAAAAGACAAAUGACUUCACAGUUGCCACGUCACAUACCCAACCCCAUCACAGAGGGUUGAGAUAAGCAAUUCGGCGAGAAAGCAUAAUCAGAUGCAUUGACCUUACAGGGCUGCUCUUCCAGACACCUGGGUAUUUUAUUGGGCCACAUGAGUAAAUCACAUGAAGGAUGAACACAUGGCUGAGUUGUAAAUGUACCUAAAUACCAUUGUAAAUCCAUCAACAGUGUGAUUACACUUGCCUGGCAGUGUUACUACUCAUAUCAUAUCUGUAAUAUAUACAGUAAAAACCCAUUGACCCAUAACAUCUGAUGGUGCCAGGGUUCAAUCUGUUAGAAAAAAAGGAAAUUAAGAAAGUCCACACUCAGUCUUAGACAAGAACUUGUAUUCCAGCUCUAUUUUCUGAUCUGCCGCCCUACUCAUAUCAAUAUGGGGCGGCAGGUAGCCUAGUGGUUAGAGCGUUGGACUAGUAACCGGAAGGUUGCAAGUUCAAAACCCCCGAGCUGACAAGGUACAAAAUAUGUUGUUCUGCCCCUGAACAGGCAGUUAAGGCACUGUUCCUAUGCCGCCAUUGAAAAUAAGAAUUUGUUCUUAACUGACUUGCCUAGUUAAAUGAAGGUCAAACAAAAAAAAAUGCUAGGGUUCAAUCUGUAGGCUGCAUGUUUACACUGAUGGGGUAAUGCUGUCCAUCUGUUUACAAAUGGCUUUUCUAUCAAUGGGGUUGUAAGAGUUAUUACUCCAUAAAAUGAAUUGAAUGCCAAAGCACUAGCCUGGAUACAGAUUUGGAUUGUGAAGUGAAACUGAAGAAUUCAGUAUGGAUCCAGGCUACCAAAACACAUAGAUGGUGCUUGUUUGAAUCACUGUUGUGACAGUACUGUAUUGCUAGGAGAGUUUGUGAUAACGUUUGUGUCUCCUUCUCAAACCCCGGGGGGGACUAGAAAAAUGUGAGCAAACUAGAAAAAUAUGUUGAUGUAGUGUGUGGAUUUGUAAUGUACAUGAUUACACUCCAGUGCUACUCAUUUGAAAUACACGAUUGUGUGGUCCGUCUGAGACAUACAUCGUCUGUGCAUGCUUUGCCAACAGUACUGCAAUUCAUUUGAUCGUUGAUGUGUCUUUCGGGGAGCUGAUGCACGUCGGUCUCUCGGGAUAUAGGUGCUUUGGUUGGAUGACUUUGUUCGGGUACAAGGAUUGGGAAGAACAACUUCUACAAAACAUGUUUGAUGGCAUAACUGAAACCAAAGCUCAAAUGCAAGAUACCUGAAGUACGGUAUGUGUAGUAACUUUUAGAAAGUAAGUGCCUUACAUUUUCACUAAGACCUCGGGGACGUCUCUCACUAUGAAACCAUGCCAAAUGUAUGGUCUAAUUGAAGUUAGUAGCCUGUGUUUCUUUUGUUUGUUAUGUGUUUAUUGUCUCACUUUUAGAAUAAUACCAGCUCACUUUGUUUGCUUGUUUACAGGAGACUUUUAAUUAAACAUUUACUCCCUGUUGAUUAUUAAGACUACUGUGUAAGCUUUAUACAUGUCAAUAAAUAGAUUUAAUAGA